UAUACCCCGAUUUUCGUUCGCCUGGCACUUUCAAGUCUCCAUUCAGAUCUCUACAAUAAUUAUCAUGACAGCAGAUAAGGAAUCAUCUAUCUUACCGGAAGAGAACCUAUCUGUCAAUGAAACUCACCAACCAAAACUCCUCGAAAGCUGCAUCCGACAGCGACGCUCCGUACGCGUCUUCACAACUGAUUCAGUUCCACCGAAUCUCCUCCACGAAAGCCUCAAACUGGCAUCUCUCGCUCCAUCAAACUCUAACAUUCAGAACUGGCGACUGACGCUCGCCAAUGGAGCUGUGCGCGACCGUGCCAUAGCUGCCCUUCGGGAGGCCGCUACUACAUCCGCUCCCAGCACUGCUCCGAUCCCAUCCUAUCUGCGACACUUCCGAUCCGAGUUUGGACACAUUCUCUACGGUCCCACUGGCUACAAUAUCCCACGCUCGCAGCCGGAAAAGCAUAGACAAGCUUAA
This is a messenger RNA of Periconia digitata, 466 nucleotides long. NCBI's taxonomy places the organism in Eukaryota, Fungi, Ascomycota, Dothideomycetes, Pleosporales, Periconiaceae. The record is from the annotation of a GenBank genome assembly.